This is a messenger RNA of Daldinia loculata, 1374 nucleotides long. RefSeq lists its product as uncharacterized. Bases 1 to 1374 code for a protein of 457 amino acids. The transcript has a single exon. Lineage: Eukaryota; Fungi; Ascomycota; Sordariomycetes; Xylariales; Hypoxylaceae. The record is from RefSeq and is a predicted model, not a curated record.
AUGGCCUCAGGCGAUAAUACAAACAGUCAAGACAGUGAUGAUGAUCAGGGGGAAAUGGACUGGAAGACUGGAAAACAGCAGCAGUAUCCGCCGCCGGCAGACAUACCAGAAUAUGUGAAAAAAGCCCUUCCUCCGCGGCCGAAUCCUGGUUCCUCGUCUAUCUAUUCUUUCCCAGUCGAGAGUGCUCAACAGCAAUGCAUUCUAAAUAAUCAUCAUCAACGGGAUGGUCCAGAUGUCAAUUCAGGUGCCCUCGAUGAAGCCGGGCUGACCGUGGUACAGCCGCUUCAGCUGAUGGCGUCCUCCUCAUCAUGUUCAGAGAAAGAACCCGAGAUAUUAGCGCCACAACCAAGAUAUCCAGCCCAUAUGAUUCUGGAGACGAGCGAUGCCGAUGAUAUCGUCAUCAGCCCUGUCUCAGGGCCUUUAGCUGGGAAUAAGAACCUCCAGCAGUACGAGGUCUCGCCGAUCUCGCCUAACGAGUCUACAUGUAGCCUACAUUCAGGAGUUUCUUCAAGUGCGAGUCAUAACUCCUCGUCAGGAGAGGAGAUAUAUAUUAGUCGACAGCCAUUCCUAUAUGAGAAGCACCCUAUUGUAUAUCAAUCGGCGGAUCUACGUCCUACGCUGGAGAUGGAUACUUUGAACCAAAAACACCAGUUCCAAUACCAGCAAAUCAACCUCCGGUAUAGUGACCCGGGGAGCCCUAUAAGUGGCACUGUGAUACAUCCUCCAACCUCAUUCCCUUCUGAUCCCAACCUUAGGCUCUCGCGCCACCUCGAUGAUGAAAACCAGGGACCGACCAUCAAUACUAAGCCACUAUCACCGGCCGACUUGGCGAAUAACUUUAGCAGCCAGUCGCAAACUCCCACCGGGACAAUAGUUAACCCUAAAGUCGCGUUCGCCGGUACCGUAAACGGAUUCUCGACACGGUCGCGGGCUAACAGUAAGAAAACGACCCACGCACCGCCACCCCUGAAACUAAGCGAGCGCCCGCUAGCGGACAGCUACGUUAAGACGCCGUUCCCAGGCGUAGAGCCCGUGCAGCGACAAGACAGCUCGGGCUCUACGCGCCAGAAGCAGAAUCCAGCGGAGCAGAAAGCCAAAGAGGAGCAGAACAGCAUCGCGAGGAAACGGAACCGGGUAUCUACUCUGCCCGCGUUCGUGUUCGCGAAGUCGUUGAGGCAGAGCGGUGGUGAGACGCGGGGGAAGGAGAAGACUUCGUCGGGCCCGACGGUGAAGAGUAUCUUGUCCAGGGCGAAGUCGCUGACGAUAGGUCGGGGGUUUGGGUUGGGUUUGGGGGUUGGUUCGGAGGAGGCGAGGAAGGAGAAGAGGAGGGAGGAGAUGAAGAGGCAGAUUCGGAUUGGUGAGCCGAGGUCGUGA